UGUGGAUUGAUCAGGAUAAGGCAUAGUUGUGUUUGUAGCUUGAUCGUAUAUCUAAACAUUUUCUCUCCUUUUAACAGGACCAAAAUAUACGCAGGAAAUGACACCACAGUUACAGAAUUUCUACUUACAGGACUUUCUAUUAUUCCUGGAUUUGAGUACUUAUAUUUUAUUCUAUUUUUAAUAAUCUAUACAGUUACCAUGCUUGGAAAUGCUUCUAUAAUCCUUGCUUAUAACAUGUGUUCUACCCUGCACACUCCUAUGUAUUUUUAUCUUACUAACUUCUCCUUUAUAGAAAUAUGUUACGUUUCCAUCACUGUUCCAAAGCUUUUGUCAGACUUAUUAACAGAAAGAAAAUCAAUCUCAUUUUUUGGCUGUGCUGUGCAAAUGUAUUGUUUUUUCCUUAUUGCUGGUAUGGAAAGUUGUGUGCUUGCAGCCAUGGCGUAUGAUCGGUAUAAUGCUAUAUGUCAUCCCCUGUUGUAUAAAAUCACUGGGAACAAAAAAGUGUGUGUUCAGCUCUUGGCUGGGGCAUGGUUUAUUAGUGCAGUAAACUCUUAUAUACUCACUCAUCUUACCUUCUCUUUGUUCUUUUGUUGUAAUAUUAUCAAUCAUUUCUUUUGUGACAUUCCUCCUUUAAUGAAACUGGCAUGCAGAGUAAACCUAAUCAAUGAAUUUGCCGUCUUUGCCAUUGGUGGCUUGAAUAUCAUAGGGCCAUGUAUUGUAAUUGCUAUUUCUUAUGCUCGAGUCAUUGCCGCUAUCCUAAAUAUUCAUUCUACAUCUGGUAGGAGGAAGGCAUUCUCAACCUGUACCUCUCACUUCAUAACAGUUACCAUAUUUUAUGGGUCUGGCAUGUUUACAUAUUUAACACCGCAGUCCAGCUCCUCAAUGGAUAAUGACAGCCAGAUUGCUCUUAUGUAUACUGUAUUUGCACCACUGCUAAACCCUUUUAUAUAUACUCUGAGAAACAGUGAUGUCAGUUUAGCUUUUAGAAAGAUAAUACAACAAAUUGUGUCUACUACAAAAUUCUAG
Molecule: messenger RNA, 1026 nt
Organism: Xenopus laevis (African clawed frog)
Lineage: Eukaryota; Metazoa; Chordata; Amphibia; Anura; Pipidae
Product: olfactory receptor 1019
Exons: 1
Source: RefSeq, a predicted model, not a curated record